Messenger RNA from Chiloscyllium plagiosum (whitespotted bambooshark), 1534 nucleotides. NCBI's taxonomy places the organism in Eukaryota, Metazoa, Chordata, Chondrichthyes, Orectolobiformes, Hemiscylliidae. The record is from RefSeq and is a predicted model, not a curated record.
UCUUUUAUGUGCUGCUGUCUGUCUCUGGGUCCUCCUCUCUGCUGUUCUUACUGGGGUCCUGUUCUCUCAGCCUUUUAUCAUGUCAACCAAAUAAUAUCUAUUACCAUUCCCGACCUGGCAACUGUUUCAUUUAUCUUUGAUUUUUUUCGCAACUCUAUACAUAAAAAUGUUGCAUGAUUUUAAAACGUGACAGCCGCCUAUUAAAUCCAACAACAGUUUCUUUAUAAAAACACCUGCGAUGUUAGUAGAUGUUCCCGUAAUCUCGAUCUACCGUGUUCUCUCCUGUUCCUAUUUUAAGUAGUUCAUGUAAAGGUGCCUCUGUCUCCCCCUGGUGGCAUUGGUGGCGUCGAUAUGGCGAGGUCCAGCGAUGAUUCAUAGUGGUGAUAGCGUCGGUGAAAGCGAGGUGAUGCCGAUGGGUCGCGACUUUCGUUCAAGCGGCGCUGCCAAUGGACUCUGACCUGGUCACCCGACCCCUACUCCGUGACGGAGCACUUAACAAGAAGCACUGUAAAUAUAUGGGAACAUGGUAUGAAAUCGAACGAUUUUAUAAUGUCACUGGAGAUGUCAGAUGUAUUUCUGAAACAAUAUCCUCGUCCUACAAUGGGAUAGAAACUGUAUAUGAGCUUAUCACUCUAAUUACGAAGGGUAAUGAGGUGACUGAACACACUGCAGAAUUAAUUCCACCUGACGAGACAGCCAAAGAUCAAGCAAAACUUACCUACAAACUUGAUGAACAAAUGGGGCAUGAGCCUAUGGAUGAUGACGUUGUUUUUCAUUACUGGGUGUUAGACACUGACUAUACAAGUUACUCUCUGGUAUUCUCCUGUGUAUCUUUCCUUGGCAUAAUGCACACCCCUUAUGCCUGGAUUUUUUCAAGAGAACGACAGCUGUCAGCAAAUACCACACAGUACCUGCAUGGUGUUCUGGAAAAAUAUAAGAUUAAAACUGAUGAUUUUGUGAAAAUUAAUCAAGAAGGUUGCUUAUAAGAGAUUAUCUGAAUGCAUAUAUAACAUUUUAAUGUCCAUCAAAAUACACUUAUUUUUUAGUUUACUCCAUUGUAAUUUAUACUAGAGGUAGCAUAACUGAAAUUAUAUAAUAUCUGCUGCAGUUGCUAUGAUGGACUAUGAAUUGAGUUAUCUUCAAUAAAGUGCAGGAGUUUGAAGAAAUACCCCCAAUUGUCAAUAUCUAUGCCCUCUGAAAUUCAAAUCAAUGGUGAAAUCUUGACUAGUCCAUCACUAGAUGAAGAUAUGUUCCAUUUAAAAUUAGAGACAAUUGGAAUCAGACAUCAUGCUACCAACAUUUGGUCUAAGCACAGCGACUGACUAAUUAGUGCUAAUGCCUUUAAUGGCACUCUUGGUUUGAUCUCCUAAUUAUUUCUUUGCUGUUCUUACAUUAUUCAAUCAAUCAUGUGAAAUUCUUAGAACUUAGAUUAGUUUGGCAUUGACACAGAUAUUUGGCUUUGUGCACGACAAGAGUAUCAGAAAUCUGUUAAAUUAAGUCCUUUUUUCAGCAAUAAAAGUUAAAAAUUAAAAUA